Molecule: messenger RNA, 4236 nt
Organism: Branchiostoma floridae (Florida lancelet)
Lineage: Eukaryota; Metazoa; Chordata; Leptocardii; Amphioxiformes; Branchiostomatidae
Product: polycystic kidney disease protein 1-like 2
Exons: 21
Coding region: 1-4236 (1411 amino acids)
Biological process (GO): kidney development; detection of mechanical stimulus
Cellular component (GO): membrane
Molecular function (GO): protein binding; calcium channel activity
Source: RefSeq, a predicted model, not a curated record
AUGAGCCUGGCCGUAACUGACAUCACGGAUGAAAGCUUCAAAGUCACGUGGUCUCCAUCCGCUGACCCUGACCUUGAGGGUUACCGUGUCGUGGUGUCCGGGCUGGACACGACAGUUGUCAAUCAGAGCACAGACGAGGCAUCGUUUCCGGUGGUUGGCCUGUCACCAGAGACUGUAUACGUCAUCAGGGUGACAUCCCUGUUCUCUUCGAGCGGUUGGAGGUCGCAGAGUGAAGCGGCAAUGAUACAGGCAGUCACAGCUGCCACGCCAACCACUUCACCUGUAACCUCUGCUACAACCAAGCAGACAAGUCGGUUCACAACCCUCCUUUCCACCCAACCACCGGCUACAACCGUAGGGGACAACGUCUUCACAUCAACAACCACUGAUACAACUCAGCAGACAAGUAGGGUGACGACAACGCCAAAUGCAAGGGAAAUACCCUUGCCUGGAUCCACCACGCAGCAACCUGGACAUGUUUCACAAGAAACCAAAGAGACCAGCAGCAGGCUGCCGUUGAGAAAUACCGCAACGCCAGCAGACCAGGUAAACAGCCUGGGCAGUAUCUAUGCAGCAUCCGUCUCCCCAAACCCACAGGAUGUACUGCAGAUACUGGCGCAGUCGAAGACUCGGGGUGUCUCUGUACAUGCUGCUGUGUCGGAACAGCAAAUAUCAGCUGCUGAGGAAAGGGCACAGGACAUGGCCGUGGGAGUUCUGAAUUCCAUCACCAGCAAACUGGACAAACUGGACAUGUCUGACCCGUCCAUUGUCCAGUCUGUGGGAGGAUCUCUGUUGGAGUCCAUUGGUUCUCUGCUGGAGGAACCAGAGAGAGAUGCGAAAGACGUUAAUGGGAAGAUCGCAUCUGAUCUAGAGGAAGACCAGAGUCUCUCUCCAGAGAUGCGCCUUGCAAAGGCAAAAGAAAAGGAGCAGAAGAACCAAGCUCAGAGAGAAAGGCUUGUCCAGGAAAGCCACCGGGUUAUGGAUGGUCUGUUCAAUGCCAUCUUCGGCACCAUGAGGCCAGGAGCGCCACUGAUUACCAUCGAGAGGGGCGGUGUUUCUCUAAGCGCGCAGAGGGUUCGUGGCGACCAGUUUGGAGGCCAGUUGGUGCAUAUCGGGAAUGGCAGCUUCCAUAUUCCGUCUAAAGUAGCGCUGUUCGGCGACUAUACACCGCACAGCGUCAAUAUAAAGUUGAUGCAGUUCCAACAGAACCCAUACACCUGGGGGCGCAGGGAGUACCAGGUACGUUCGCCUGUCAUUGAACUGUCACUCCAACAGAACAACAUCCCCGUGGCCAUCAACAACCUGACUGAAGACUUCAACAUCACCAUUCCGGGAGGCCCCAGAGACAAGCCGGCUCGGACAAGCGUCGCCUUCCCUACCCCAGGAAACGGGAGCUCAAGCUACCAUUUGCUGAACCUCAACAACACCGCAGAAGGAUUCCUGGUCACAAUCACCCCGCUGAACACAAGCGUGGUGUACGGCGUGUGGGGCAGGUACGGCGGCCGCCCGGAUGAUCAAAACUACAACCUGUCCAUGGAGACGUACGUUCUACCCGAGGAGUGUGCCUUGGUGAAAACUCUGAGUGGCGAUGAAGAGACAGAUAGGACAGAGGCAACAAUGUUCAUCAAAGGAGAGGAUGAUCCUGUGGAUUACUACAUCAAGGUCUCCGUUCUUGGACCGUUGGCCGAGUGUGAUAUUGAGAAAAAAGCUGACAUGAAGGAAUCACAUACCAAUGACGUCUACGCCUACCGAAUCCAGUGGGUCCGUUUGAGCUGCGUCUACUGGAACGAGACCCAGGACGACUGGAGGACUGACGGCUGCACGAUAAGCGAGCAGUCCACCAUAGCCAGAACCAUCUGUCACUGCAAUCAUCUGACGGCCUUUGGGCGUGACUUUGCCACACCUCCGAACACCUUCGACCUCCUGAAGUUCAGUGUUAAUGAUUUGAGGGAUAACGGUGCCGUUGUGACAGCCAUCCUCUUGGCAUUCUUUCUGUACUCGUUUGCAUCAGCCGUGAUCUGGAUUGCUGAGCGUGUACGAAAAAGGAAGUUACAUCACACUGUAAGGUUGGACGACAAUCAAAAUGGCCGCCUGUAUCGCCUGGUCAUCUGGACAGGUGCAGCUAGGCAUGCUGGGACAGAGUCCACCGUUACCUUCAAGCUUUUGGGGGAUGCUGCAAACUCUGAUGUUAGAUCUGUCGACAUUGCAGAGAAGGUUUUUACCCAAGACAGCCAGGUGACACUGAGCUUCAGCACAGCAGAACAGCUGGGUAACGUGGAGAAGCUGCAGCUCAUGCACGACAACAGUGGGGAGGGGAGCCGUGCAUCGUGGUACGUGGACAGAGCAGCGGUGGAGGAUCUCACCACGGGCAAACUGUCCUAUUUCUUCUGCGGUGAGUGGCUGGCAGCCGACCGCGGGGACGGGCAGGUGGUGAAGACCUUUCCUGUCGCCACUGAGCAGGACCUGCGAUCCUUCGGGUUCCUGUUCCCGGCAAGUCUGCGGAGAAAUCUGGAAGAGGAGCACCUCUUCUUGUCCGUCAUUACCAUGCCUGAAGGUAACACAUUCACCCGUAACGAGAGGCUCGGCUGCUGCCUGUGUCUACUCACCUUGUCCAUGCUGUCCAGCGCCAUGUGGCUGAGCGAUGAAAAAGUAACUCAGGUUGUGCAGGGCUUCAGUCUGGGGCCCUUCUCCUUCACCUUGAACACUGUCUACACGGGAAUCAUGACCAGCAUCACCUACUUUCCCGUCAUCAUAGUCAUAGUCCUGCUGUUCCAGUACAGCCGACCCAGCAACAAGGGCGACCGAAGGGUCAGAGAUGUGGAGAUGGGCGACCCAGCCGAGUCACCCACACAGCAAGGGCGAGCCAAGCGCCUGCCACACUGGUGCAAGUACCUGGCCUGGGUGCUGGUGGUGCUAUCUACUGCGGGGUCAGCUGUCUUCACCGUGCUGUACAGUCUAGACUGGGGCAAGGACAAGUCCGAGGAGUGGCUGUCUGCCUACUUCAUAUCCUUUAUGGUAGAUUUGUUCCUCCUGCAACCAGCGAAGAUAUUGCUCCUCACAAUCUUGACUUUAUCCGUUCGCAAGUCGCAAGCCGUCAAGACGAUUUUUGAAGAGAAGCGGGACCCGACUGAAGCUAGCGUGAUUUGCUCUUCGCCAAAGGAGGCAGGCUUCAACAGCGCUGCAUUUCGCCUGAAGAGGAAGAUGGAGCGACUAUCAAUGACGUCCCUUGCCAACAUCAAACAAGCAGGAAUGAGGCAGCGCAGGGACAGGAGAUUUGGGGACACCUUUUGGGCCAUCGUGUGUUUCUGCUGUUUCCUUCUGCUCGUCCUCAGCAUUGCCAACGAGCACCACAGCACCGCAGAGGGUUUCCGUCAGACACAGGGCACAGUCAGCACCUUUCUGCAGUCUGUGGACGAGGUAAAUGAUGCUCUCACUUUCUGGUCCUGGCUGGAAGAGACCGCUCUGCAGAGCUUCUACCCGGAGACUUCCUACAAUGGUGACAAGCCACGCUGGGAGGACCAGGUCUUCACAGCUGACAGGCAGACAGUCCUGGUCUACCCACCUAGCCUGAUUCAAGCCCGAGUAAAGCCAGCGUAUGAUGAAUACGCCAAGGAGACAGGGGCGUUUGAGAAGGGAUGGGGAAGGGUCAGGAAUACGUCAGCAAUUGAAGCAGCAGCCCCUGGAUGGACCUACCUCCCCAGUGGCUACCCCAGCCUCCCCAUCUACGGUGUGACGACGCACUACUGGGGAGACGGCUUCGGUCUCCACCUGGGAAAAUUUGCAGACGAGAUGCGCAGCAUCCUAGCAGACCUGAAGGCCAACCGUUGGAUCGACAAGCGCACGAGGGUCAUCUUCUUGGAAGCGAUCCUCUACAACAAAAACACAGAUCUUUUCACAUCGUUGACGGUGGUGUUCGAAUUCUCCGAGACGGCCGGAGUUUUCUCUCGUCACCACGUGCAGACAUUUCGACUUCAUCAACGGCCGGGGACAAUCGGAUACAUCUACGUCCUGUUGGAAAUCAUUUACGUCAUCGUUCUCCUCUACUCAUUGUGGAGGGAAGCGAAAACUGUACGCGCAGCCGGCUUGGCCUACCUGACGGGACCAUGGAAUAUUGUCGAAAUCUUCAAUUUCUUCUUGGCAUUCACUGUCAUUACCUUGUAUAGCUUUAAGAGAAUCUACAGCUCGAAAGUCCUGGUGGAGACCAAUGGAGGGAAAGUUCAACCCGUACCUCGCUAA